UAUUCCCAUGAACUUGAAUAUCGCAACUUCGUUGAGAAAAUUUAGUAAUUAUAUAUAAUUUAUUUGAUAAAUCGCUUAUGAAAUAGUAGUCGGUUCUUACUACGAUAGCUAAUUAUUUAAUUAAUAACAUUUCUCGUAUACCGUCGUAUUAAUUUCAAUAAUGGAAAGUGAUAGCAUAAAUGGUCCAGAAGAGCCGCUGGAUGACGGAUUAUAUAUUCCACUGCAAAGGGUUACCAAUAUUGCUUCCCAAUUGCGCAUAACAAAACCAACAAAUGAGUUAGACGAUGAUAUAGAUUCCCCAAGUAGCGAAAGUGAAACUGAUUCUGACAGUGAUAAUCAGCUUAAAGCUAAAAAACCUAAAGUAAAGCGUACUCAUAAAUCUAUGCCCAGCACAGAUUCAAAACAAAAAAAUUAUAACAUAUGGGCCCAUGUUCAAGAAGAUGUUCUGACUGAAUCAUUGGGAGGCUGUGGAGUGAGUCAAGAUAUUUGUGAUAAGUCUAGAAAUGUAGAGUCUUAUGAUUACAGAAGAGGUUAUGCUAUGAGCAACAACCUGAAUAAUCAAAGGACAAAUCAAUUACAACAUCGAUUAAGGAGGUUUUCAAGUGAAAGUACUGACGGUAAUGCAGGGCGAAAACUAUCGAGUGAUAAUGACAGUGCUGAUAGCACUUUUAGUCGGCAACGUAGUUUUUCCGAUUGCAAACGCCAUGAAAAACCUUUUAGGAAAUAUACAAAUAAAAGGAAAUUUAAGGAUAGAAAUAAUUUCAAUAUAAGACAUGGUGGAAGGCUCAACACUAAUGAUGAAAAUAACAGUGAUGGAAACUUUGGACAAAAAAAUCUUUUAGAUCUAACAACCACUUCUGAACAUUCAGAGGAACAAGUAGCAAAUGAUAUAGCUAGUAAAUUAUAUGAGCCUAAGGAUUGUUUAAUAUUAAGAGCCGUUAAAACGAUCGGAAAAGAUAAAUGUAUUCAAAUUUUUAAUGAAGUACAACGCAUUGAGAAAGAAGGAGGAAUGGCAAUUAUGGGUGGAACUCGUAGAAGAACACCUGGAGGUGUUUUUAUAUUUUUAAUGAAACACGAUGAUUCCAUUACUAAGGAGCAAGAAAAGGAAAUUUUCAUAGAAGACCGAAAAAUUGCAAAUAAAAAGAAAAAACUGUCAACAAAAAAAAAGCGCAAGGAAGACUAUAAGAACUUUCAACAACUAAUGCAGCAAGAUAAAGAUUUGCCCAGGCUUUUAAGUCGUACUGAAGCAGCUGAAGAAAUGCUGUCAGUUUCUAACACUUGUAAGAGUGAUUUAGAUGGAAAUGAAGAAAGUGUUGUGACUAAUCCGCCGCCUUCCCCAGUGACUGAUGGGGGCCGUGAAAAUAGUAGUGAUAUGGAUAUGUUUCAAACAAAUACGGCAUUGCCAAACAGAAAACUUUCAACAGAAGAAAGCUUAUUAAAUGCUGAUCAAUCAAAUUUAGUUGAUCUAAAUUAUGGGGAUGCCAUGGAUCUCUUCUGAUUAAUGGUACAUUAUGUAAUGUUUUAAAGAAAACCUUCAAAAAACCAAAAUUAAAAUAGUCUCUAGCAUAAUUAAUU
Messenger RNA from Ctenocephalides felis (cat flea), 1575 nucleotides. RefSeq names its product phosphorylated adapter RNA export protein (gene Phax). Lineage: Eukaryota; Metazoa; Arthropoda; Insecta; Siphonaptera; Pulicidae. Gene Ontology annotation, cellular component: nucleus. Bases 161 to 1498 code for a protein of 445 amino acids. Gene Ontology annotation, biological process: snRNA export from nucleus. The transcript is spliced from 5 exons. The record is from RefSeq and is a predicted model, not a curated record.